UUACAGAAGGACUCGGAUUCCGGCUCGGCGGACGAACAGAACUUCUCGGUGGUGGUGGCCAUUGAUUUUGGCACGACUUCCAGUGGCUACGCCUACAGCUUCUCCAAGGAGCCGGAAUGUAUUCAUAUCAUGAGGCGGUGGGAGGGUGGAGACCCCGGAGUGUCCAAUCAGAAGACUCCGACCACAAUGCUUCUUAUGCCGGACAGAAAGUUUCAUAGCUUUGGGUUUGCCGCCAGAGAUUUCUAUCACGACCUGGACCCCAGCGAGUCCAAACACUGGCUGUACUUCGAGAAGUUCAAGAUGAAACUGCACAGCAGUACGGAUCUCACUAUGGAAACUGAUCUUAUCGCUGCCAAUGGCAAGAAAGUGAAAGCUCUGGAGAUCUUCGCCUACGCGCUGCAGUACUUCAAGGAGCAGGCACUGAAGGAGCUGAGUGACCAGGCCGGGUGUGAGAUGGAGAACAGCGAAGUCCGAUGGGUCGUGACCGUCCCCGCCAUCUGGAAACAGCCGGCCAAACAGUUCAUGAGACAGGCGGCAUACAAGGCUGGACUGGCGUAUCCUGAUAACCCGGAGCAGCUCAUCAUUGCACUGGAACCCGAAGGGGCUUCCAUCUACUGCCGAAAAUUGCGCCUUCAUCAGAUGAUCGACCUCAGCAAUAAGGCUGCUAUUAACGGGUUCAGCCCCACUGAUCCAGUCUUCUCUUCUGUGUGCUCAGCUAAGGACCACACGCGGAGGAACCGGCAGAGCCGAAUUUUUAUGGUGGAGAACGUGAUUGGAGAGUUAUGGUCAGAGCUGGAGGAAGGUGACAAGUAUGUGGUGGUAGACUGCGGCGGAGGAACUGUAGACCUUACAGUGCAUCAGAUCCGCCUACCGGAAGGUCAUCUGAAGGAGCUCUACAAAGCUUCAGGGGGACCUUAUGGCUCUCUAGGAGUUGACUACGAGUUUGAGAAACUACUCUGUAAAAUUUUUGGAGAUGAUUUCAUCGAUCAGUUUAAGGUGAAGCGCCCAGCUGCCUGGGUAGAUCUCAUGAUUGCCUUCGAGUCGCGCAAAAGAGCUGCCGCACCAGAGAGGACCAACCCACUAAAUAUCACCUUACCCUUUUCCUUCAUUGAUUAUUACAAGAAAUUCCGGGGUCACAGCGUGGAGCAUGCACUGCGCAAAAGCAAUGUGGAUUUUGUCAAGUGGUCUUCGCAGGGAAUGCUGAGAAUGAACCCCGACGCAAUGAAUGCCCUAUUCAAGCCAACCGUGGAUCACAUAAUUGAACACUUAUCCAACCUGUUCCAGAAGCCAGAGGUAAGCGGGGUCAAGUUCCUCUUUCUGGUUGGCGGGUUUGCAGAAUCUCCUUUGCUCCAGUUAGCUGUGCAGCAGGCAUUCGGCAAUCAAUGCCGUGUCAUCAUCCCUCAUGACGUGGGUUUGACCAUCUUGAAGGGAGCUGUUUUAUUCGGCCUGGAUCCAGCUGUCAUUAAAGUUCGGCGCUCGCCCAUGACGUACGGAGUUGGGGUCCUCAACCGCUAUGUGGAGGGGAAGCACCCAGCAGAGAAGCUUCUGCUGAAAGACGGCACACGGUGGUGCACAGAUGUGCUGGAUAAAUUCAUUCUGUCUGAUCAGUCUGUGGCUCUGGGGGAGACGGUGAAACGCAGCUACACGCCGGCCAAACCUUCCCAACUGCUCAUCAUCAUCAAUGUCUACUGCUCUGAGCGGGAAGACGUCAACUUCAUCACCGACCCUGGUGUACGGAAGUGCGGCACCUUGAAGCUUGACCUGACUGGGGUGGACAGCACGCCAGUCCCAACACGCAGGGAGAUCCAAACCAUCAUGCAGUUUGGGGACACUGAGAUCAAAGCCACCGCCCUUGACAUCACCACCUCAAAAAGCGUGAAAGCUAGCAUCGAUUUCUUAAACUAG
This is a messenger RNA of Staurois parvus, 1905 nucleotides long. The record is from the annotation of a GenBank genome assembly. Lineage: Eukaryota; Metazoa; Chordata; Amphibia; Anura; Ranidae.